AUGAACGCCGCCAUCAGCGGACAACGCUCGCAGUCCGAGAACCUGAACGGCGCACUCGAUAGCCUUGAAAGGUUCGUUCAUCAAGCCAGGAAUGCCCUGUCCCACCCGAUAGUCGACCCUGAGGCUGCAAUCCGGGCUGCAACCGAGAAUGUAACCCAGGCUAUGAUGUCGCAGAUUUUGGCACGGUUCGACGCCCUGGACCGAUCCAUAGCUGGGGUCAACCAGAAGGUUGGUCGACUUGACCAGAGGGUUGGUCGAGUGGAGGAGAAUGUCGCCGCUGUCGAUCGCAAAGUUGAUAACCUUGGCCGCAAGCUCAGUUACUAUGACCACAACGCUAUCGCUCGGGUGAGCAACAGCGGCGCGACGAAGCGCAACUUUGAACUCACUGCACUGUUGAAUGUCGAAACUGGCGAAGAGAUCUCUUCUUUCCCCGCUACCUUUGGCGAAGCGGAUCAGUUGAGCGGUGUGUUGGCCCCGGUCUGA
This is a messenger RNA of Fusarium vanettenii 77-13-4, 483 nucleotides long. RefSeq lists its product as uncharacterized. The record is from RefSeq and is a predicted model, not a curated record. The transcript is spliced from 2 exons. NCBI's taxonomy places the organism in Eukaryota, Fungi, Ascomycota, Sordariomycetes, Hypocreales, Nectriaceae. The coding region runs from base 1 to 483 and encodes 160 amino acids.